GACAGAGACUCCCUGGCUAAACCAGGAACCAGGAAAUGCACCAGCCUCUGUAUGUAGAAAAACAGCUGGGCUCCUUCGGAGACAGAGCACCAUGGGAAACCGGCUCUGCUGCGGGGGAAGCCGGAGCUGCCCACCAACUUCCCAGAGGAAAAAGAAAACGGGAAGCCAAGCCAGAGGGACGCUGAAGCAGCCGCAGCCGCAGCCGCAGCCGCAGCCGCAGCCGCAGCCGCAGCCGCAGCCGCAGCCGCAGCCGCAGAAUGGUGUAAAGGCCCGUGACACAAGAGGACAUAUUUAUGAACAGGUGUUAGAGAAGCCCACGUCUCAGGAGAGAAGUCAAGGCCUCAGGCGGGAAGAGAGCAGCUUACAUUAUGCAGACAUUCAAGUGUGCAGCUCUACCCAGCCUCGCUCUGCUCUGGACGUGAAGCACAAGCAGUUAGAAAAUGCUACGCAGUACGCAACCCUUCGCUUCCCCCAGGCCACACCCCGCUAUGACAGCAAGAAUGGGACCCUGGUGUGAGCGCUGGGGAGGACGGACACGUUUCCUUCAUUUUACCACUCCUCCCUUGGGGAGGAUCUGCACUGGGGAAUUGGCUGGCACCCAGAGAUGGUGCCACGUUCUAAAGAACCCCGGAGCCCUUGUGAGUGCCCCCAGUCUUGCCCCCUCCCCGAGGCCUAUCUGUUACUGGCCACCAUUAGCUUGGAGUCAUAUUUGGGUUAGCUACGGGUGGAUGGAGUUCCACAAAAUGAAGGAGGCUAGGAAGAACGUGCAGGAAGUUUUUUGACCUCUACUUCGCUCCUACUUUCAAGGAAAGUGCUGAUAGGACAGGUUACCCCAGCACUUGAGGUGAUUUUGCUGGGCUUAAUUUAAUGGUGUCUCUUUUACACACC
This is a messenger RNA of Ailuropoda melanoleuca (giant panda), 888 nucleotides long. It is a transcript of the gene C8H11orf52, whose product is annotated as chromosome 8 C11orf52 homolog. The transcript is spliced from 4 exons. Lineage: Eukaryota; Metazoa; Chordata; Mammalia; Carnivora; Ursidae. Bases 92 to 517 code for a protein of 141 amino acids. Gene Ontology annotation, cellular component: extracellular exosome. The record is from RefSeq and is a predicted model, not a curated record.